Fusarium oxysporum Fo47 is the source of this 1023-nucleotide messenger RNA. Its product is annotated as glycosyl hydrolase family 61-domain-containing protein. Bases 1 to 1023 code for a protein of 340 amino acids. The record is from RefSeq and is a predicted model, not a curated record. Lineage: Eukaryota; Fungi; Ascomycota; Sordariomycetes; Hypocreales; Nectriaceae. The transcript has 2 exons.
AUGAAGACCACCACUUACGUUUCCGCUCUUCUCAGUCUGGCCUCCGCCGUCAGCGCUCACUACACUUUCGACAAGCUCACACUCGCUGGCGUCCAACAGGGCACUGAUAACGAGUACAUCCGCAAGCACCAGAACGGCUACAUGCCCACCAAGUUCAAGAACAUUCCCGAUGGUUCCAUCUCUCCCACCGACAAGGACUUCACUUGCAACAAGGGCUCUACGCCCUCUGCCAACGCUUUCGGCGGCACUGGAAUGAAGCACCCCGGUCCUAUCCAGGUCUACGCUGCUCCUGUCAAGGACGCUACGAGUGACAGCCCUUAUGACCUGAAGUGGUACAAGAUUCACCAGGCUUUGAUCUGCAAGUCUGGCAACGCUGAGUCUCUCCGCUCAACUGCUUGGUGCUCUUGGGGUGAGGACUCUGUCCACUUCAAGAUUCCUUCCACUCUUCCUGAUGGACAGUACCUCAUCCGUGGUGAGCACAUUGGUCUUCACGGUGCUCACGAUGGCCAGGCUGAGUUCUACUAUGCCUGUGCUCAGGUUGAGGUCUCUGGUAACAGCGCCACCACCAUCCCCGGUACUUCUGUCUCUAUCCCCGGUGUCUACAAGCAGGACGACGCUGCUGUCAACUUCAGUCUCUGGGGAAGCUCUACCUCCUAUGAUGUCAUGCCUGGUCCCGAUGUUAUCCCCGGUGGUACUAUCCGCGGUAGCGCUGAUGGUGCUGGUGGCGAUGUCACCAAGACUGUUGAGGGCGGUGCUGACACUGGUUCCGACUCUGGCUCUGAUGCUUCUCCCACCGAGGGUUCCGCUGCUCCUUCUUCCACUCCUACCUCUGCUCCCGAGCCUUCUCAGGCUCCCGUUGUCCCUGACGUUCCCGACUCUGCUGAGACCACUCCCCAGCCUACCCCUGUUGCUGCUGAGACCACUCCUCUGCCCUCUGCCGGUAACGGUGCCAGCAACGGAUGCUCUUCUGGUUCUUCCAAGGCCCGCCGCCACGCUCGCCACUUCGCCGCUCACCGUUUCUAA